AUCCAGACUAUAUUUCGUUUAAGUGGAUUGGACUGCUUUUAAGGCAAUGUAUGGGAGAGACCUUAAAAAACGCAACUGAUGAAACAAUCUUGCACACAAACUCUGUCCAUAACAAUAAACUGACAGAUGGCUGGGAAGCUGCAAGAUGAUUUUAUCUCUGAUAUAUCAUCACGCCUUCGUGACUUGCCCAUCCGCCUACCGAGAAACUUGGGAGAUAAUCUUAUAGGCACUAACAAGGAAAAGUACUUGAUCAACUUGCUACAGAAGGAUCCUGGUGUCUUUCUGGAGCGCUAUGGGAGCGAAUUAAGCCAGGAUGAAAGGCUGAAUUUCCACAGUUUGCGUCUUGAUGACUUUGAAAUUGACUUCUACCUCAAGCAACUGGAGGGUGAAGACAAGGACAAGCAAUGCUUGACCCGAAAUCGAAGGGUCGCUCUCAUGAAUCGCCUAGAAGCACAGGGAGAGUACUUUUCAGAGGAAGCAAUGAAGCAUAGAGCUCCUGACCUGCACAAGCUGCACAUGAGAGACGCGUCAUUCAGUGCUGCUUCUGGGCCACUAGAAGAGGGGGACAUGUUGAGCAGACUCGAGCGGCAGGUCCUUUACCAAGAAGAGCGCUUAGCAGCUCAGGAGGCCUCCAGGCAGAAGCAGCGGCAGGGAUCAGAACAGGAGGAAGAGGAGGAAAGCUCAGAAGAGGAUGAGGGCGGUGGCAGGAUGGCAGAUCAGGGCCAGUCCAUGGGAUCUCAUCAGGAGGAAGCUGAUGAUCUUGAGCAGCAGGAGGAGGCCAGCAGUGCUGACCAUGACAAUGACUUUGAAAUCUUCCUGAGUGAGAUGAAGUCGAGGUUUCUGGCAGGGGGAGACGGCAAGUACAUAGACUAUGCAGCGGUGGAUGCAGACACAAGCCUCGAUGAGGACUGGGCGGCCAUUGCCAAUCAAGACGCCCAAGAGCGCUACUUUGACGCAGACUGACAACACUCCGAACAGCAGUACAAAAUUCUUGUCAUUUACAGAUUGCAAUCAAGAUUAAGGGUUGUAAGUUAUGCAAAAAUC
Molecule: messenger RNA, 1044 nt
Organism: Coccomyxa subellipsoidea C-169
Lineage: Eukaryota; Viridiplantae; Chlorophyta; Trebouxiophyceae; Coccomyxaceae
Exons: 2
Coding region: 127-963 (278 amino acids)
Source: RefSeq, a predicted model, not a curated record